This is a messenger RNA of Ziziphus jujuba (common jujube), 4845 nucleotides long. RefSeq lists its product as uncharacterized. Gene Ontology annotation, molecular function: double-stranded DNA binding. Gene Ontology annotation, biological process: regulation of DNA-templated transcription; chloroplast organization. Gene Ontology annotation, cellular component: chloroplast. NCBI's taxonomy places the organism in Eukaryota, Viridiplantae, Streptophyta, Magnoliopsida, Rosales, Rhamnaceae. The record is from RefSeq and is a predicted model, not a curated record. Bases 1292 to 1729 code for a protein of 145 amino acids. The transcript has 3 exons.
AAUGAAACAAACUGAAAAUAAAUCAGUUUUAUACCAAAAAUGCAAAAUUUGAUUAAUCUCGUUGGAUUAUACAACAUCAAAUGCAGCAUGUAUUGCAAUACAAUUAUUAAAUAUUCUAUUAAAACACAAAACACACACUAUGAUUGUUUCAUUGUUAACUAUAUUUGAACAAAAGGAGGCUGUUGACUUGCUCCCUCUUUUGAUGAUUCAAUGACAAAUUAUUGUUUCUUCUUGCAAUGAUUUUGAGUCUCCAUCUCAAUGUUUUAUUAUUAUUAUUAUUAUUAUUAUUUUUAACUCAGUAGCGUGGUUUUAAGGCAUAUUAUCAAACACAUUAUUAAUUAGCUGAUAACUCUAAUUAUCAUUAACAAAUAUUUGAAGUAGCAAAUUAUGUGCUAAUCAAAAUAAAAAUUCAAAGACUGAAAAUCACCCCAUUACCAAAUGAGACCUAUAAAUAUAUAAAGGGUUACGUAGACUUAGUCCCCAUGAACCAUUACACAUUUUGCACUUACAUUUCAAACUUCAUAAGGUGUCACAUUACCCUUUGAAAUAUUUUUAUUUUUAUUACUUUUUAUCAGAUUUUAGUCCAGUUCUUUAAUUUUGUCUAUUAAAUUUGGCAAAAUGGAGUACAGAUCAGUUAAAAAUGAAAUAAAACAGAACAAUUCUCCAAUAGAGUUAUAUUAGCUUGUAUAAUUAAUUUAAUGUAAUUCAUCUGUCCAAAAUUUAUAAUUGGACUAAAGUAACAAAAAACAAUAGGUAAAAUGUAAAACAUGUAAUAGUUGAGGGGCUAAGUGUAUCUUACACAUAAAAAAAUUAUUUUUAUUUUAUUACUCAGUGGUAGCUUUGCAGAAAGAAAACUCCAUGGUGAUCAUCAAACGACAUCAUAUAAUGGUCCCUUUCAGCUGCCAUUGGGCUUGUUGGUGAGCGGAAGAGCAGAAUCCCAAAUCCAAAGUUUGACAGAAAAAGAAAGUAAAGCUGUUAAUCAAACACAUUAUUCACUACCCUUCUUGAAAACCCGGUUCAAUAGCCUUCGGUGAAUCACUUCUUAAUCUCUACCGGAUAGCUUUAGUUUGUGUUCCAUUCAUAUGCGGGGAUGAUGUUUGGUUUUUGUUCUUAAAGACUGCAUUCGUUUGUUCCAAUAUAUAAAAUUGUUAGAGGUUCAGAAAUUGGUUUAUGUAUUCUUCAAGGUUCACAGCUUCCACCAGAACCUUUCUCAUCUGCAAAACCACAAGAGCAAAAACCAGAACAAGAGCAUUCUAUCAAGGUUUCGCACCUCAUAAAAUCAUGCGGAUUGAUGCCAGAAAUUGCUUUAUCUGUGUCUGAGAGGAUAAACAUUGAAACCCCAGAAAGACCUGACUUGGUGCUUGGUCUUCUCAAAGACCAUGGUUUCACCAACACCCACAUCUCUAGACUCGUUAAAGAUGUGUCCAUCUUUGCUUUUAGUCAAUGCCGAGAAGACCCUUUUAACUUUGCUAUAAAUGUCUCAAUCUUGAGGGCGCUGGGAGUGACACAUUCCUUUAUUUCUGCAUUGAUAACUGGCCAUCCGUAUGCUGCCUGCCGCAAAACUAGCAUGCUUGAGAAGAUGUUGAGAAGGUCAUUGGUGAAUUUUAGGAGUAAAAUGGAUAUUUUUGUAAACAAACUGGGUUUCAGCCUGGAGACAUGGCCAGAGUUCCAAGUUUUGGAGAAGAGGAUAAUACCAAGAUGUUCUGUUAUCAAAGUCCUGCUCUCCUAGAGGACUUGUUGAAAGAAAAGCUUGCCAUGUCCACUAUGCUGAUAGAAUCAGAUAAUGCCUUUUUGAACAGGUUUGUGACAACAUAUCAAGAAACUUUGCCUCUCCUGUUAGAUAUUUUUGAUGGGAAAUUAUCUUUUGUACAAUUUAAAAAAUUAUAGCAUCAAGCAUUCUAUUUCAUCGCACUCCCACUUUCAUUCUUGCUUCAUGCUGACGCCAGUUUCCUGAAGUAUUUCUUGGCAAUACUGAACAUUUUCCACCUUACAUUAAAAGAUAAUCUAAUCUAACAUGUAUUAGAAAUAUUUUUGUCCCCCUUCACUCCUUUAAAUAUUGGCAAAAGAAACAGUUAUUCUUGGUCCUUGAUGAAGAGCGUGCAUGAAAUUUUAAUUGCUUCUCAUAUUCAUAGCAUGCAUUAAAUGAGAAGAUGCAAAGAAAAGUUGCUCCAAAUUAUCUGUGUGGAGAUUAUUUGGUGUGGCACAGUCCUUCUUCUUAUAGGAAAAUGUGUAGAAAGUGAUUAGUAUGUUCCACCCUGUUCAUUGUGAUAUUUACGAAAUCAUUUGCAAUUGAUAAAUUAUUUCUCUGGCAAGAAAAUCUGCAAUGGGGAAGAGAUUGGACUUUUACAAAAAGCAUUGCUGGCUAGAAGAUUAUAUCUUAUCUGCUUACAGGAGGAGUCUGUUGAUUAUAGGUCAGCAGAGGAGAGGGUUUUAAGCAAAUUGGAUUCAUUAGUGAUGUUGUCCUUUUAAAGGUUUUGAUAUUGGAAAAGUUUCUUUCAUUCUAAGGGAUGCUUCUUGGAGAGAAUUGUAGUGUUAAUGUUAUUAUUAUUAUUAGUAGUAUUAUUUGGCUAUUAUAGUGCAUUAUUUUAAUUUUGUUGUUUUAUGGACAAUUUCUUUCAUUGAACUUUUUGCUAAAGUGGUUUAAAUUUGUUUGUGUACGGAUUCUAAAUGCUAACUGGUAUUAUAUCUUUCCAAUAGUUGUAACUUGGCAGUGAUGUUGGAUUCAAACUAAGCUUGGAAAUAGUGUUUUCUAAAGUAGCCCUUUGAAUUCCCAUGGCUAGCUUUUCUCCAUCUGUUUGAUUGAAAAAAAAAAAAAAAAAAUUGUCAUAAUCAUGCUUUUUGAAUGGAAAUUGGAUACAUCAUACUUGUGUGUGGACCUCGGAAUUUAAUAUCCUCAAAAAGUAUUUACAGUUCAAUUAAAUUGGCCUUAAUUACAUUUUUUUUUAUUUUUUUAAAGAUAAAUGGCCUUACUGAAGAAAUAAUUUUUUUUGGAUAAGAUGAAUAAAUAAAUUGAGAGCAUGUUUUAAUCAAAACUUAGAUUGACGGUUUGUUAGUAGAACUAAAUUAGUAUAGUCUAAAUAAAUUGAUAAGUGAAGUCAAUUAAAAAAUAUAUUAUAUAAGUUAAAUUUUCUAAAAAAUAUAUUAUAUUAGUGUUUCUGCUCACUCAAAUAUUAAUCUUGUCAAGUUGUUCUGUUACUCAGCAGUCAGCUCACCCAAAAAAAGCCAAAAAAAAAAAAAAAAAAAAAAGCCUAGUAGUAUUACUAUUUUAAGGAGGAGGGAAAAAAAAAAAAAAAAGAAAAAAAAAAGGAAGAAGCCCUAGCAGUAUUGCUAAUGAAAACGGCGACGUAUAAUGUUCCUCUUAAUUUUCAAGUCUGAACCGGUGGCCAACUGAUCUCCCCUCGUUCAGUUUUUUCUCAUUCAGCUCUCAUGGGCUUUGCUGGUGAGCCGAAGAGCAGAAACCCAAAUUCGAAGUUUGCCGGAGAAAGUGAAACUCUUGAUCAAACGCGUUAUUGAAUUCCACCCAGUUCAAUGUCCUUCGGUGAGUCACUUCUCGAUACGUGCAAGUAUCUUUGAUUUUUGUGUUCUUUAUAUAUGCCCGAAAGAUGUUUGGUUUUUGUUCUAAAAGACUGCAUUCCCUUGUUCCAAUAUGUAAAAUUGUUGGAGAUUCUGGGAUUUUUUUGUGUAUUCUUCAAAGUUCAAAACUUUCCCAGAAAUCUUUCUUGUCGAACACACCAUUGUCGUUAGCUGCUGAUAAAUAUAAACCACAUGAACAAGAGAACUCUUUUAAGGUUUCAUACCUCAUAAAAUCAUGUGGGUUGACUCCAGAAAUUGCUCUGUCUGUGUCUCAAAGGAUAAACUUUGAGACCUCAGAAAAACCUGACUUGGUGCUUGGUCUGCUCAAAGACCACGGUUUCACCAACACCCACAUCUCCAGACUUGUUAAGGUGCGUCCGACUUUGCUUGUAGUCAAUGCUGAGAAGACCCUUUUGCCUAAACUUGAUUUUUACCGUUCUAUAGGCCUUUCUGGUGUAGACCUGGCCCGAGUUGUCAUAUGGAAUCCUUGUCUUUUGACAAGAAGCUUAGAGAAAUGCAUAAUUCCUUGUUAUGAUAUCCUUAAAAGUGUACUUAUCCUUGAUGAAAAAGUUGCUAAGUUCUUUGGUCGCUCAUCGUGGAUAUUGCUGGACAAUGUGCAGAAGAACUUUGCUGUCAAUGUCUCCGUCUUGAGAGCACUGGGAGUACCACAGUCCUUUAUUUCUGUAUUGAUAACCUGCCAUCCGUAUGUUGCCUGCCGUAAAACUAGCAUGUUUGAGAAAGAUGUUGAGAAGGUCGUUAAUAUGGGAUUUAACCCUUUAAAGAUGAUAUUUAUAACUGCUUUACAUGUGAUUUCUUGUGUGGGUGAAUCGUCAUGGGCACAGAAGAAGGAAAUAUAUAAGCAGUGUGGCUGGACAGAAAAUGAUUUCUUGACAGCGUUUAGAAAGGAUCCCAUGUUUAUGGCAUUAUCGAAGAAGAAUUUUAGGAGUAAAAUGGAUGUUUUUGUAAACAAAAUGGGUUUGCAGCCUGCAGACGUGGCUAGAGUUCCAAGUAUUCUAAAAUAUAGUUUGGAGAAGAGGAUCAUUCCAAGAUGUUCUGUUAUCAAAGUCCUACUCGCCAAGGGCUUGAUGAAAGAAAAACCUGCCUUGUCUUAUGUGCUGAUAGAACCUGAUGAAGCCUUUAUGAACAGGUUUGUGAAAAAACAUCAAGAAAAUGUGCCUCUUCUGUUGGAUAUCUUCCAUGGGAAAUCGUCUUUUCUGUAACUGUGCUUUGGAUUUGAAUAAUUAUAGCAUCAGCCAUUUCUUAUUGAAUUGA